AUGUCAGCAGACACAGCGUCAAUCACUCCAUUCGGACUUGCACGAUCCACCGUGCAAGGCAAACCUCUCUCAGCGGAAGAGCUCAGGAAGACGGAUGCGUUCAUGAGAGCGUCCCUCUACCUCUGUCUCGGUAUGCUCUACCUCAAACAGAACCCUCUCUUGAAGGAACCGCUCAAGAAGGAAGACCUCAAGACUAGGUUGUUGGGUCACUGGGGUUCAGAUUCCGGUCAGAUCUUCACCUACAUCCACUUCAACAGGUUGAUCAAAAAGUAUGGCUUGGAUGGGUUGUUUAUUUCGGGUCCAGGCCACGGAGCACCCGCUGUACUUUCCCAAUCCUACCUCGAAGGUGUCUACUCCGAGGUAUACCCCAACAUCACCGAGGAUGAGGAGGGUAUGCGACUCUUCUUCAAACAAUUCUCUUUCCCCGGUGGUAUUGGUUCCCAUGCUACACCCGAAACACCAGGUUCAUUACAUGAAGGUGGUGAAUUGGGUUAUUCGAUCUCACACGCUUUCGGUACCGUGUUCGACAACCCAGAUCUCAUCGCUGUCACCAUGGUCGGUGAUGGUGAGAGUGAGACCGGUCCCUUGGCUACUUCUUGGCACUCUACCAAGUUCUUGAACCCCAUUACUGAUGGUGCAGUCUUGCCUAUUUUACAUCUUAACGGAUACAAAAUCAAUAACCCCACUGUCCUCUCCCGUAUCUCCCACGAGGAACUCGAAGCCUUGUUCAUCGGUUACGGCUGGAAACCCUACUUUGUCGAAGGUUCCGACCUCGAAACCAUGCACCAAGCCAUGGCUGCGACUCUCGAACAAGCCGUCCUCGAAAUCAAACAAUAUCAAAAGCAAGCCAGAGACAGUGGUAAAGCUUUCCGACCCAGAUGGCCCAUGGUCAUCCUUCGAUCUCCUAAAGGUUGGACUGCUCCUCGAGAUGUCAGCGGUCACCAUUUGGAGGGUUAUUGGCGAGCCCAUCAAAUUCCUCUGGCCGAUGUCGCUACCAGCACCGAGCACUUGGCUCUACUCGAGUCUUGGAUGAAGUCAUACAAGCCCGACGAACUCUUCAUCAACGGUAAACUCAUUCCCGAACUCAAAGAACUCGUACCACAAGGCAACGCUAGGAUGUCAGCCAACCCAGUCGCCAACGGUGGUCACUUGAGAAAAGCUCUUCGACUUCCCGACUUCAGAAAGUACGCCUUCGACGUCGUACCAGGGGUUACCAACGCUCCUAGUAUGAGCAAUAUGGCCAAGUGGCUCAGAGACGUCGUCGCUGCCAACCAAACCAACUUCAGACUUUUCGGUCCCGAUGAGACCGAAUCAAACAAGCUCGGUGCGGUCUAUGAAGCUGGUAAGAAGGUAUGGAUGGCGGAUUACCUCCCUGAAGACGAGGAUGCUGGUAAUUUGGCCAAUGCUGGUCGAGUCAUGGAGAUCCUUUCCGAGCACACCGUUGAAGGUUGGUUGGAAGGAUACGUCCUCUCUGGUCGACAUGGUCUUCUCAACUCUUAUGAGCCAUUCAUUCACAUCAUCGAUUCCAUGGUCAACCAACAUUGUAAAUGGAUCGAGAAGUGUCUGGAGGUAGAGUGGAGAGCUAAAGUAUCUUCCCUCAACAUCCUACUCACUGCCACCGUCUGGAGACAAGAUCACAACGGUUUCACCCACCAAGAUCCCGGUUUCCUCGAUGUGGUAGCGAACAAAUCACCAGAAGUUGUCCGAAUCUACCUCCCACCGGAUGGAAACACUCUCCUGUCGGUCAUGGACCACUGUCUCGAGAGCAAGAACUACGUCAACGUCAUUGUCGCUGAUAAACAAGAUCACUUGCAAUACCUCAACAUGGAGGAAGCAGUUGCUCACUGCACCAAAGGUUUAGGUAUUUGGGAAUGGGCUUCGACCUUCCCCGAUGAAGAACCCGACUUGGUCAUGGCCUCGUGUGGUGAUGUACCCACCAUGGAGUCUCUCGCAGCGGUCGCACUGCUCCGAACUUACCUACCAGACCUCAAGAUCCGAUUUGUCAACGUUGUCGACCUAUUCAAGCUCAUCUCUCACUUGGAUCACCCGCACGGUUUGACUGAUCGAGAGUUUACCGCCAUUUUCACCGACGACAAACCUGUCAUUUUCAACUUCCACUCUUACCCAUGGUUAAUCCACCGAUUGACCUACAAGCGACCUGGUCACAACAACAUCCAUGUGAGAGGUUACAAGGAGAAGGGUAACAUCGACACUCCCUUGGAACUUGCUAUCCGAAAUGAGACGGAUCGAUUCUCACUUGCGAUGGAUGCAAUUGACCGAUUGCCAGGACUUAAAGGUAAAGGAAGCAACACUAGAGAGAAGCUUCACAACGAACAGAUCGUUGCUAGGAACAUGGCAUACGAAAACGGUAUUGAUGCAGACAAAUACAGGAAUUGGCGAUGGGAGUUUGGAGAGAAGAAGGAAGGUGUGCUUGACCAAGUUCAAAAGGGAUUAGGUAUUGGAAGUGGUAGCGAUGCCCCUCCUGCUGCGGUAGUUGGUACCAGCGAGUAA
Messenger RNA from Kwoniella botswanensis, 2511 nucleotides. RefSeq lists its product as uncharacterized. Gene Ontology annotation, molecular function: aldehyde-lyase activity. NCBI's taxonomy places the organism in Eukaryota, Fungi, Basidiomycota, Tremellomycetes, Tremellales, Cryptococcaceae. The record is from RefSeq and is a predicted model, not a curated record. The transcript is spliced from 3 exons. Bases 1 to 2511 code for a protein of 836 amino acids. Gene Ontology annotation, biological process: carbohydrate metabolic process.